UUAUGCUAUGUUUGUUUCGGUUACUCCGUUGACAUUCGUCCCCUCCCCGGAUGGCGGCGAUGGAGAUACGCCACCGCAGAAGAAGAAAAACCCGGAAGUUAGCAAAACCUUUUUCCCAACAGCGAGAGAGACGACACCUCGAAUUUAGCCGUCCCCUCACCCAAAGAUGAACACCCCGGACGACCCCGAAUCCCCCCACGUCAAAGAAGAAGACGACGACGACCCCGACUGGACCGUUCCCGACGACGACCCCGUCAACCCCGAGCCCUCCAACCUCCCCUUAAAAAUCGUGCUGGUCAAACUCGACGACGACGCCGGCCCGAGCUGCGUGGGCGGCUUCGUCCAAGGCGAGCCGUCUCGAGCCGGCUCGUCCGACGACGUCACGUCCCACUCGUCGGACGAACCCCCCAAAAAAGCCAAAAAACAAUUCCCUUGCUCCGAAUGCGGCAAAACCUUCGGCGACCGCGGGAUUCUCAACCGCCACAUGAAGAGCCACACGGGCGAAAAACCCUUCUCCUGCCCGGCGUGCGAGAAAACCUUCAGCCGCCACGACUGCCUCAUCUCGCACAUGCGCUGCCACGCCGAGGAAAAACCCUUCCACUGCUCCCUGUGCACGCAAACCUUCCGCCACCGUCAAAACCUGCGCUCGCACUUGAGGUGCCACAUCGGCGAGAAACCUUUCUCCUGCCCCACCUGCGGCAACACCUUUUCCACCAACGCGCACUUAAAAAGACACGUCAGCAUGCACACCGGAGAGAAACGCUUCGUCUGCGCCAUUUGCCAAAAGCGCUUCACCACCAAAGGCAACGUGGUGUUACACAUGCGAAUCCACACGGGCGAGAAGCCGUUCACCUGCGACGUGUGCGACGGGACGUUCGCCACCAAGACGCACUUGACGCGCCACGCCCGCACGCACACCGGAGACAAACCCUUCCCGUGUCACGUGUGCAACCAGCGAUUCGCCCUGAAGGAAAACAUGCUGACGCACUUGGAAGAACACGCCGGCGAGGCCCCGUACACCUGCGUGGCCUGCCCGGCCACCUUCGACACCAGGAAGGAACUGUCGAAGCACAACCGCACGCACGUCGGCGAGAAAGUCUACCCCUGUCCGGUGUGCGCGAAAAGAUUCUCGAGCAAGAGCAACAUGACGGCGCACAUGAAGGGGCACUCGGGCGAGAAACCGUUCACCUGCCCCUUCUGCAACAAGGGCUUCGUCAGCAAAGGCGACAUGAUGAGACACAGGGUGACGCACACCGGGGAGAGACCGUUCGGUUGCGACGUGUGCCAUAAAAAGUUCACGCGCAAGUUUCACGUCACCAAACACAAGUGUCCCGGCGUCAGCAGCUACAUCGACGAUUUCAACGAGAGUGAAAGUUUCUGAGGCGGGGGUUUACUCGUAAUUUAUUAAGCGCCCUCGAUACAGAUAGUCCAAUGAAUUCGAAUUGCGAGGAACGGUAGCGAGUAAUCAUGUUUCGACGAAAGUGAAAGUUUCUGAUGUGGAAGUUUAUUCACAGCUCAUCGGUCAGCGAAAGCCAAUGAGUUGACGUCAGUUUCAUAACAAGCUUGAAUACGUACGUCGUGAAGAUAGGAGCUUUUAAUAGUAGCCUUGUUGUCAUGUUUAGCUAGCGCUUUGUGUUCUGUGUAUCAUGUAACGCAUACUAUGUGUACCAUGCUGUGGCAUUGUCAAACAUUAAAAUUAAUUUUACCAAGCAGAUAUGUGAAUACAUUUGUUUAUUACGACACUGAAAAAAAAAACCUGGUUAAAGGGUGAAUGUUUUGAGUACUUUUUGUCAUAAUUUACUCGCGUACUAUACAGUGUAUAGUAUGAAGCAUGUUGACACAGUGACACACUGUGUUGACACUGUGGAUACUGUGUCAUUGAAUACUGACACCUGCUGGACAUAAAAAAUUCCUACAGGCAACCCACUUGACAGUCUGACACUGAAUUGACGACAGUAAAAUCAAAUCAUUUAAGUCUUUGCAUUCGUAUUGCAUUAUUCCAUAUCUUUAAAUUAUGUGAACAUAUAAUGUGAAAAUGUAAGUAAUAAUGAAUGGG
Corythoichthys intestinalis (scribbled pipefish) is the source of this 2056-nucleotide messenger RNA. Its product is annotated as gastrula zinc finger protein XlCGF52.1-like. Lineage: Eukaryota; Metazoa; Chordata; Actinopteri; Syngnathiformes; Syngnathidae. The record is from RefSeq and is a predicted model, not a curated record. The coding region runs from base 167 to 1381 and encodes 404 amino acids. The transcript is spliced from 2 exons.